Rhipicephalus sanguineus (brown dog tick) is the source of this 876-nucleotide messenger RNA. Its product is annotated as mucin-7-like. The record is from RefSeq and is a predicted model, not a curated record. NCBI's taxonomy places the organism in Eukaryota, Metazoa, Arthropoda, Arachnida, Ixodida, Ixodidae. The transcript has a single exon. The coding region runs from base 1 to 876 and encodes 291 amino acids.
AUGGAGGACAACCUGCCCCCGGGCUUUCCCCCGGGCUACACCUUGAGCGGCAACACCAGCCACUCCAAGGCCUACGACCUUCUUGUGAAGAAGGCAGCAGGCCUCGUGCGACAGGAGGAUGCACAACGGGCCGGCCCACCUCGUCUCUCAACCACCACCACCACCACAGCAAAAUGUCGCACGAGGAAAUUGAGAGACGCCACUAGCCUCCUGCGCAAGGGGGAGGCUCCGAGCACUCCCAGGCGUACUCGAAGGGCGACGAAAACCUCGGCCUUCCCGCGGCGCACACCACGGGCGAAAACAGGCAAGGCAGAGAACGGCACAAACCUCCCUGCUUCCAUCGACGUCCCCCCUCAAUACGAGGCAACACAGCAGACGGCCGCCGCCAUUUUCUUGCCGCAAACAUCGUCUGCCACCGCCAUUGAAGGAGCCCCCGUCAUCCCUCCACUUCCCAAGAAUGGCAAGGAAUGCAACAAAGGAGAGACAGAGCUGGAGGAAAACCUGUCUUUCCUCCCUCGCCGAGAGAGCUACAGGAACACCAGUCACGAGUUCCCCUCCUCGUGCUCGCACGUCACCCCGGCGUUCUCCUCUCCCGCCGUCUCAACCGCGGAGAGCAGCCCGACCGGUUCCCCACCUGCCCCCUCCGCAGCAACUGCCUCCCCACCUGAACAAGCUCGAGAGGCCGCGGCCACUGCAAACAGCCCGGGAGCCCUUUCCCCUCCUGCCCCCAGCACUGAUGUCAUGGCGACAGCGAAGAAAGGAAGCAAACAGCUGACACAACAAGCAGCACAAACACAAGCGAGCGGCGAGGCCCCCCCCAAAAAGGAGCCAGCCCCUCACUCGCCCAAGCUGUGUAUUGGGCACCCUAACUACUGA